CUAGCUGCGCGGUUGCGUCCGUUACAACGAGUGCUUAGUUUAGUUUUCCUCUAUUUGGAGCCCUGCGAAAUUGACAGUUCACUUUCGUUAGUGGCUCGAGUGCGACGUGACGUGCGGCAGCGAAAAGCGCUUUUCCAGGCAGAGUGCGCCAUUACUUACCUGCAAGUCAGCCACAGCAAUUUCUCGGUAAUUGCGUUGCAAAGUGCGUAAUUAGAGCUUUGACGGAAAACUGCGUUUUUCGCAAUUCCAGAACGUGCUCCAAUUUCACUCGAUUACUUACCUAAAUCAAACGCGUUUCGUCAACCGCCGUCCGCUUAAACAGUAAAAAGUAAACAAACAAUACAAAUCUACAAUCUCACGCGAAAAACAAAAACCGUAAAGCGGUCGUUCACAAAUUAGUGCAACAAGAGAAAGGCACACCAAACCCAAAAGCAGAUCCGUAAAAGAUGGCAUUCAUUUCGAAAGAUUUUCGGUCUCCGGGGGAAACUUGGAUUAAAACCGAUGGCGGCUGGGAGCGUUCCAAGGUGCUCGAGUGCGGCGGAAAGCGGAAGCGACACCAUUCGGAGGGCAGUAGCAGCUACCAGGACGGCGACAGUUCGGAGGAGGACGCGGUUAUGCCACCACAUUACCACAUCACAAUUCGGUGUACCCGAGAGAUAGCUGGGUUUAAUGGUCUAAGCGAGGCUGUGAAGCGCCUGGAUUUCAGACGAUCGGUGCGCGACCGUAAAAGGUUCCACUAUAUUUGCGCCUUCCUUCUGCUCGUGUCCAACAAGGGCAUUGCCAGUUUGCCGGGAAGUGCUCAGCGGCAGCUCCUUCAAAUGGUGGAGGAGGUAGCCUCGCAUGUAAAUGACAGCCAGCAGCAUCCGAAUGUGCUGCGCGGUCUCGCUCUGAAGCUGGAGCACAUCGUCAGCCAGGAGAACCAGAAGUGCUGGGGCAAGCCACUGGGCAGCACCUACCUGUGGAAGGAGCACAUGGCCACCAUCAAGCGCAUCCAGCGCGUCGCCAGCCAGAUUGAAAUCCGAGAGCCUGAUCCGGAGGCCAAGCCAAAACUGCACGAGCUGCCGGAGGAGUGUGUGCGGGAGAUCAUCCUGUGCAUUGCCGACCAUCGUGACCUGGAGUCAGCCGCCGAGGCUUGGGAGACCAUGGCCAACCUGGUCUCCGAGCAACGAAUCUGGCGCGAAUUGACUCGCUUCCACUUUAACCAGCGUCAGAUUCACACCAUUCUAGACCUGGAAAAGUUCAAACAGAUGGGGGAUAUCAAGGACUGGAAGCAGAUUUAUCACCAACUGCGUCGUACCUAUGGCGUAAACGACGACUAUCAGUUCGCCGAGGUGCUAGCCCUGUGCCGCUCCUGCUGUUGUCUCUUCUGGCCAUCGGAUGGGCACCCGUGCAUCGUAGACCAGAGUCCGGACUACAAACAGCGGCUAGAGGAAGCCGGUGGACAGUUGGCCCUGGCCCAACCAGUGCCACCAGCCCAGUUUCUUAAGUACUUCUCGUUGUAAGCCGGCUGAUCGGACCAAGGGAGAGAGAUAGAGAUAGAUCGAAAGUAUUUUUACGGAGGAGUGGACGGUGACCCAGUGGAAAGGUUGUUUGCCUGCCAAUGAAAGUCUUUAUGCGUGUGUUAAAGUUUUACCCUUGGAGAGAAGAGGAAUGGAUAGUUGAGGAGUGGAUCAGAAAAAGCAAAGUGAUAAAGAAAUCCCUAAUCUAUAACUACAUACCAAUAUAAGUGUGUAUGUAAAUCGCCAGGCUCGUUUCGAUUGGUUUGCAGUUUGUCCAGAUUAAGGUUCAGAUUCUAGUUCAGCGUGGCUUCAGUUCAGUUCUUUGCCAACUUGUUGUAUCAUCACAUCUGCGGUUAAAUCACAGUCUGUGCAGGACCGAAGAUUACUAUUAGUUGUGUAGGAUAAACGCGUGUCAGUUGCCAGGGUCCAAUAUUGGGUCGCUAAUCUUUGAGGUCGGAGUGGUUAUAUAGACUUAUUUAGGACACGCAAAACGAACUGCCACAAAAACGAGAAUAAGCGAUUAUUUUUUGUCAAACUGAUUAUUGCAAAACGUGUAUCGAGAAACUAUUUUUAAAGUACCAGUAUAUAUACAUAUAUAUAUAUAUAUUAAUUACCGAUUUGUUCAUUUUAAAACAAACGAGGAAUACACUUUUAUGCAUGACUUUUGAGCGAUCUAUUGUAGGUGUUAAGUGUAGUUUCUUUUACGUAUAUCAGCUGCUUUUGGUGCUAAAUCUUAUUAUAAGUUCCAAUCAAAGAAAAUCAAAUCAAACCCAUUCUAGUUACCCCGUCCCCAGUGCGAUCCGAUUCCAUUUGUAGUUCCGAUUAGAAGACGUGGCGUGGCGGAAAUAAUGUGAUGUUGCAGGAAGCAAAGCUAGAAACGAAUACACCUACCUAACGAUAACAAAUCUUCAAGCGAUUUGCCGCUAAGCAAUGCUAUAUACAAAUAUUAGAUAUCGUCGCCAGUAUAAGAGUAAAUUUAUGGAAUGCCGACUCAGACAACAGACAACCUAACCCUAAGACAAAUCGGAAGCCAAGUAUUUUCCAAAAACCAAACAAAAAACACUCUUUAUUGGCCAGGAAGUUCCGUGCUUGAUGAAACAGAACAGAUAUAUAGAUAAUGUUAAUGUGUAUAGAUACCCUAUAGUUGAAACCCCGAUCCAAGCCUCACGAUUUCCCUGUAAAAUACCAGUUCGAUCACAUUAAUUUUACUAUAACUAUUACUAUUGUAAGUACGACAGUUUUAGCAUUCUCAAUCAUUUGUUUGCAAACAUUUCUACGCGAAAUAAAUCUCUCAUUUUAUGUUUAAAAUAAACUUGCAAAUAUUUGUGGAUCA
Drosophila eugracilis is the source of this 2832-nucleotide messenger RNA. Its product is annotated as F-box only protein 25. The record is from RefSeq and is a predicted model, not a curated record. The transcript has 5 exons. Gene Ontology annotation, cellular component: SCF ubiquitin ligase complex; cytoplasm; nucleus. The coding region runs from base 447 to 1502 and encodes 351 amino acids. Gene Ontology annotation, biological process: protein ubiquitination. Lineage: Eukaryota; Metazoa; Arthropoda; Insecta; Diptera; Drosophilidae. Gene Ontology annotation, molecular function: protein binding.